UGUUGCGUUAACCUGCUGGAGGAGGAAUAGGAGGAGGAGGAACACUUGAUCGAUAUUAUUUAGUAAACAGUCAUUAUCAUAACCAAGAAACAUCACAAAGUAUUAGGUCUGUGGUAUAAGCAUGAAAAUAUGGUGAUUACAAUUGCCGAAUUAAAAAUUAAUAAAUACAUAUAUAGGCAGCUCGAUCGAUAGCUAAAUUGCGUAUUUACAAUUGAAUAUAUUGAGAACAAUAUAUAUAAUUCAAUAUAUUAACUAUAAUACUACAAAAUAGAAAUGUGUAAUACAUUAUUUUAUAAGCUCUACAUUCAAUUAAUAAUUCAAAUAAAACUUAGGGUAAAAAUUAGGGAUAAAUUAGGGAGUUUAUACAGAAAAUGGCACAUUCCCGUUACGUACCUGCAUGUGAAACAGCUGACUGACAGUGAAUUGCCGAGGAGACAUAUUAUUGUGCACGCAUGUACGAUUAAAAAAAAGUUCAAAAAAAAAAGAAAAGAGAGAAUGGGAACAAAUGAGAAAAAGAUAGCCCAAAGUUGAGUUUAGCAGUGAUGUAAUCUCUUUCUGCGGUUGAUAGCGAAGGACGUAUCCAUUGGAAAUUAAAUUAUAUGCUGCUUUUUUCAAAGCAUGAGCGUAGGUAUGUAGUUCUCUCUGUGGAUAUCAGCCUGAAUGACCAUUUUUAUACCUUAUGUCGUGUAAUUGAUGCGGACUACGUAAAGAAAGUAGAUUCAGAUUUGAAAUUAACUGUGGAUGAUAGGACAGAUAACGUGAAGUCAUGGCUCAAGGACAGAUAACGUGAAGAGACAUAACGGAUUAGUAGGACUGUAGUCGUAGACAUGUAGUGUAAACUAGGUUAACUAGUAUAUAAAAAUGAUAGUCUGAAACUACCAAACAUGGAUCAUUCGUCAUGGAUUUCGUUCGCACGACCAUGAACGACAUUAUUGAAUAAAUUUGAAUAAAACCGGCUGAAUCUGUAACAUGUUCGCAGAAUCUGAAUUCCAAAUAUUUCCGUUGAAGGGUGAAAGUUAAUAGCGAACCUUCUGUUUCAGGAAAACUAUUUCUCAGUGCCGGAAUAUGCAGACAAUACGGCAUUCUCCACCUUGAAUUAAAUCCCCGAGAUUAAAAUCCCUACAGAAAGGUCAAACUUAUUGGAUUAGAAUUUUAUAUUUUUUACCUAAAAUUGUCCAUUCGCAUUCAAAACAUAAAAAAGUAUAUAUUGCAUGAAAAUUAUUUUACCAUUUGGGAAAACAAAAGUGCAAAUGUUACAUUUUAGCCGCUUACGAAGUGCUAGGUAUUUUUCACCGGUGCGAUAAAGGUACCUCUACAUUUCAAAACAGAAACUAAAAAAUAAACAGGAAGAAACGUCGUUAUUCCAAGAACUUAGGUCUUAUGUAUAAAAGUGAUGUUUCUCGCCGAGUGUUUCAAGUUAAUCCUUGGAGGUUUUCACCGACAAAAGCAGCUUUAAAAGUGAAAACGGCAAAAAGGACAAAACGAAACCAUUUUGCAACAUUUUAUGUAUGAAUCAUUUCAUAUUCUGGGGAAGCCCCUUUGGUAGAAUCGAACGUGGAAUCUUUCCAUUGGUUAUAAACCUUGGUUGUUUUGGAAGAAAAUAUAGACUGCAGUCUUGCUGCAUUAUUAGCGGAUCAAAUAACGUCUACUUCUCCUAGCGAUUUUGAUGGUCGCGUUUCAAGCUAGAUCAUCAGGUAUAUUCAGUAAAGAUAUUUUCAAACUGGAAUUACUCGAUGGCUUCAAUAAACAAGCUAUUUUUUAGUUGUUGUAUUCAAUUCUAGUUAGAUCAUCAGGUAUAUGACGUAUAUUCAGUAAAGAUAUUUUCAAACUCGAAUUACUUACUCGACAGCUUCAAUAAACUAGCCUGCGUGCAGUCGGUGCAGACGUAUGGAGAAAUAAGACAAUUAAUUUCUCCAUACGUCUACACGCAGGCUACAAUAAACAAGUUAUAUUUUAGUUGUUGUAUUAUAAUAUAUUGCCCUACAUUAUCUGGUAUUUGCAUAUUUUUAAUGACGCCCAAGAAAGAAAAUGUGUAUACACUAUAGCUUUGUCUUGACCUAUUCCCAAAACCCCAAUUUUACUAGCGAAUGCAAUUUGUAAAAUGGCAUUGCGUUUGUUUUUUCAUGAUAGACUUCUAGAGAAACAGACAGUACAACAGUCUGACUUAGAGCAGUUUUAUUUAUGGCUAGUAAGCCAGAAAGCAUCUCGAGACAUGAUGUGGAUGAUGACUUUGUCAUUCUGCAACAAUUUGAAAACAUGGCUGACAGUGGUGCAUCUUCUGCAUCUACCGUUCCUGAAAAGCAUACCUUUGAAACCUUGGAGAAGCUUUCAGACGACAGUUUAGCAGGAUCUGACACAAAUGAGAAGCCAAAAGGUUUGAAUAGUUUUGACAGUCUGUAUGAUCCAAGUGGUUUCAGUAGUUUGGGUGAUUCAAGAAUCAAUGAUGUUCCAUACUAUGAGAGUUCAAGGUUUAUUGACAAGCAAGUGGAGAAAGAGAAAAUGUUAAGAUUGUCAAUGGAAGAUGAUGAGAAGGUGGAUGAGCCAUGUAGUGAGAAGGGUGGGCCUGUGUUAGAUAAGAGUGGAGAGGGGAGUAAAGAGGGAGAAAAGGGUGGAUCUCUGGUUGAAAGUGCAGAAGGGAAGGAUAGCACUGCCGAGAGUGACAAGAAAGGGGUAGGUAGACAUGAUGCGGGGUGUGAAUCUGCAAUUCAAAGUCAUAGCCGCGAUGGAGAUCAGUCUGCUUUGGGUAUGAGUGCAAGUAAUGUUGAACAUAGUUGGAUGUAUGUGGAGGGUGAUGAGGGGGCAAGGAGUGAAGGUGAUUGUUUAGGAGUGGAGCUUGUGGAUAGGGAUGAACAAAAGGAGGAAGUGGAUGCAGAUGAUGAAGCAAUGGACAAAUAUAUUGAGGCCAGAGAUGGUGAGGAUGGUGCAGAGGAAGAUAAAAAUCUAGUAGGUGGGGUGAUAGAGAGCGAUGGGGAGGGUAUAGUGGUUGAUGACUCAGUUGUGUGUGAAACAAAGGCAGAGAAAAAAGAUGAAAUAAAUAUGGAUACAGCUGACCAAACAAGCCACAUCGAGAAUAUUCCAUGUGAUGAACAAACUGAUAUUUCCAAAGAACAUUUGAGUGGAGCAGAUAUCAUCCCAGCUGAAAAAAGCAUGCACUCUGAAAAUGAGAGCAGCAGUAUGACUGGUUUGUCCCACCAUAGUCAACUGGAUCCAGUAGAAGACAACCCUAUGACUGAGCACUCAAUACUGCAUGGACAAGUUCAAGAAGAAGAUUUAAGCAGCACUGCUAUCAAAAGCCAGGGUCUAUCAGGUGAGGGUGCACAUGAUGACAGUGGUAUUGACCAGCUCAAAUUAUCUAACCCAAAUCAGGUCGACCGGGAUGCCACAAAGUUACCAAACAAUGCCGAACAGGAUCUUUCUGAAGUACCUCAGGAAGUUCAAGAAUCGGUUAGAUCUGAACUAGCUAAUGAAGGUCUAAAUCAACCAAUUCCUGAAGAUAUGUUUUCCACAAGCCCAACCGAAAUUAAUGAACCAAGGCAGGAUCAACAACCAGUUGAAGAUCGUGAACAUGAUCCUGGCAACCAACCAGACGACCAAGAACCAGAUGAGCGACUCCCGAAAAGACCCACACCAGAGCAACAACCUGCUGGAAGAUCUAAACCAGGACGACCGAAGCAUCAAGCUCCACUCUGUUCAUUACGAUUUCUACUUGCUUUACUCUUCGCAAUAUUUUCUGCUUUUGUUGUGCAUAAACAUCCUGAUCUUUUAACUUUUAUGCGGUCAGCUAAGGCUCCACUACCGAAGCCGACAAUCUCGAUGAAAACAAAGAUCCAUGUUUCACCCUCUGCCCCAAGUAUGCAGCUCGUUGCAAAAUGCGAGGCUUACAACAGCUCGUACGCAAUACACCACUGCCGCUGGAGACAAAUCCACCCUCUUGCUACCACCCCCGAAAAUACCGUUUUCCCCGGGGAUGUCCAAGAAUGCCCACCGGCCAACCCCACCGCUCGUGAAGUCGACGCUUCGCUUCACGGCCUAAAGGUUCCCACCGAGUUGGGGACGUACACUUUCGAGGUGGCCUGCGGUCACGAGGCCGGAAACUCCGCGAUCAAGCGGGUAGAAGUUUGGAUCAACGAACUAAACCCUCCGAUUAUGACCGUGGGGAACACCACGUUGACCGUUUCGACUUCCACUGGCAUUGCAAAGAUGGAGGUCUCGUGUAGAGCAGUGCAGGGGAAGAUCGUAAAAAGGAAGUGGGAGUAUUUUGAUGGGCCAGAAGAAGUGGUUUUGGUUACGCCGACGGACGAUGGUGUUGUGCACCUUACCAAACCUGGGGUCUAUAAGUUCAAGUAUCGAUGUACAGAUGACUUUGGAGGAACUGCGUUAAGCUCGGCCUUUACCAUCCACGCGAAGCCUCCUUAUGUGCUUGGCAUUGAUCUGGGAACCUCCACGACUUGUAUCGCGAUCAUCAAAGAAGAUGGAACAAGACAAGAUAUCGGAAUUUAUGAAGAUGAGAGCGAUGUCGAUCCUUGCAUUCCUUCCGUUGUCGCUUUUGCUCUCAAUGGUGAUCUGCUGAUCGGAGAAAAGGCGUUGCGUCAAGCUGUUCUUAAUCCAGAUUCGACAAUAUAUGAGGUAAAACGUCUCAUGGGUCGAAGUUACUACGACGAUCCCGAUCACAAGUUUUCUUACCGAGUCAGGCCAACUCUUAAAUCUCAUUCACUAAAAGGUGUUCGUGCCGCAAUCGAGAUCCCGUGCGGAAAGUCCCGGAAGAAGCUCGUACAACCAGAAUUGAUCAGCGCACUAUUACUACGCCACGUCGCGAACUAUGCACAAAGAUAUCUGAAGGUCGCUGUCAAAGACGUUGUCAUCAGCGUCCCAGCUCAGUUCGACGAUUCUCAGCGAAAGGCGACUAUGGACGCUGGUUUGAUUGCGGGACUCAAUACGAUCAAGAUUGUGAACGAGCCCACCGUCGCAGCGUUUGCAGCAAACAGCCUGACCGAGAAAUUGCUUGAAACUCCCAACGAAGAGGCCGAAAGCCCUGAGACGGAGAGACAACGACACGCGGUGUGGGCUGUCGUUGCCGACAUCGGAGGAGGGACAACGGACUAUGCUCUCAUGCAAAUUCACGGGUCAUACUACAAAGUCAUCACAACUGACGGCGAUAAAACACUCGGUGGCAGAGAUAUCGACAUACGUCUAACUGAAGUUCUCACCCAAAUCCUUUCUGACAAAUACCUUGGCUUUGACUUGAACGAGAAAACGUUUCAACAGCGUCUGAGAAUUGAAUGCGAGCUAGCGAAGAUCCAAUUGAGCGAGCACGAACAAUAUUCCAUGACAGUCGAUUACGUUGACCCUGAUGGAAAUGCCGAAGAUAUCCCCUUGGAGCAUUUGUUAACUCGAGAAGAGUUUGAGAGUUAUGUCUCUGAGAUUUUACAAGCUAUGGUUAAACCACUAGACUCCUUGCUUCAGCGAGCACGAUUGUUGGGUCCACAGAAUGUCGAAGAGUUGUAUCUGGUCGGGGGAACAAGCCACAUCCCGAUGUUGAAGCGUCUACUUACGGAUUAUUUCAAAAACCUGAAAAAUACCCGCCAUAAAGAUCCUGUUCAGUUGGUCAGUCGUGGCGCAGGGGCAUUUGGGGCAGCCUUAACAGGUUUGAUCCAGGUUGGAAAGAUGCCACGAAUAGACGUUGUACCGCUGCCCAUUAGUAUUGCUGUUGAUAUGGAUGACAUGCACGUGAUCUUUGAACGAAAUCAUCUUUAUCCGUGCAUCCAGAAACGAGUGCUGACUACCUACACGAAUAAUCAAAAUGCUAUAGUAAUCAAGGUUUACGAAGGGGAAGGAAGAACAGCGAAUGAAUGUCAUUUUCUUGGAGAAUUUGAGCUCUCGGGCAUUCCACCUCUGCCAAAAAACGUCCCAGAAAUUCAGGCGACGUUCCGGAUCGACACAAAUGGCAUUCUAAGUGUGAAAGCUUCAUACGGGGACACGGUGAAAGGAAUGAAGCUUGACGUGUAUUCGAAAUCUGGAGGGAUGAUUGAUAAAACAAGAGAAAACAUGCGCCUUCUUUUGAAAAAAUUGAUGGAAGUGAGCCCUGCGGGUCAAAGCAAGUGUGAAGCUUUAGAAGAUGCAACAUUCAUGGCUGUCAUCCCUGUGAAACCGAAUAAAUCGAAUGUUCUAAAGCUCUCUGUUGAAUCUGAGUACGGCAGUGUCACGAUGGCCAACCGUUCAGAUCCGAGUGCAGCGAUUCCCGCCUUCGGUUUGGUUGCCGUUCAAGGCCUGGUGACGGAUUACGACAGCAUUUCCAAGGAGACUGACCUCGAUAUCGUGUUGGUGGUGGAUGUUAGUGGUAGCAUGGCUGGAGUUCCAAUAGUGACAAUGAAAAAUGUUAUGCUGCAAAUUAUUGACAGACUCAAGGAGAAUCAUCGCUUAGGUAUCGUGACAUACUCGACCGGCGUUCAACGUAACCUACAGCUUGUCAGUUGCACAGCACGAGAUAAACAGAUCGCCAUAGACAUCGUGAAUAGCCUUUCAGCGUUCGGCUCCACAAAUCUAUACGGUGGGCUUUUGGAAGGCCUGAACAUGGCCUACAAUGGCGGCAGACGGUCGAGAGUCCUUCUCUUCACCGACGGCUACGCGAAUGAUGGAUUAUGGAUAGAAAACGAAGAUAUCAUCCGGGAAAUUGUACGAGAGAAGACCGCUUUUAGUUUGGUAACGAAGGCGCAGGUGACGCUCUCGACUUUCGGUUACCUUGGAGAACAUGACGAAGUUUUAUUGCAAGAACUCGCGACAAACGUUGGAGGAGGCGCGUACAACUUCCUGAACGAGAACACGGCCCUGGGGCCCACCGUCGCCAAGGUACUGGGCGACGCUAUACACACGAUUGCUGAAAAAAUACACCUGUCCGUUACGCCACUGGACGAUGUCCAAAUCGUGGAGGCCAUCACGAAUUUCGAAUCAACACAGGAUGGCGAAAAGUUGAGCUUUAAUAUACCGAGUACUGCGGAUCAGCAAUCUCGACACAUUUUACUCAGGCUAGCUGUGCCGCCCACACGCGAGCCCACGGUACACGCAGGACUGUAUCGCGUGGAGCUCACGUACACGAACACGCUGACGGAACGUGAAGAAGGCAGUGAAGAAUUUCUGUACGUUGCCCGAAGCGAAGAGCUCGAUCUCUUGAGUAAGAGUCGCGAUGUUGACGAACAAUUAAACCGUGUUUUUGUCGCCAGACAAAUUAAACUGGCUUUGGAGGCGUUGAAGAGCGAAAACAGCAGAGAAAACUCCGUGAAACUCCUCAAAACGGCGUAUGAUAAGGUUGAGAAAUCCGACUCCAAAGGUCAUACGUUGAGUGUCUGCUUGAAAGAAGAUUUGAUGCAACUGAUGCAGGAGGUGAGCGAGGGCGAUUUGAACUUAGCCAAGAAAUCUUUGCAGGAUAGUUUAACGAGUCAUUGGCAGGAGAAAGGAGGAAGGAAUUCAUGUUAUGUGACAAGAAAAGAGGACAAAAUGAUCUCAAUAUUUACAACUUAAAAAUGAGUGCAGUGAUUUCGUAUUUUUUUCCGUAAAGUAUUGGGUUUUAUUCGUAGAUGUUGCGAUCUGUGCUUAUCACGAAACUUACACAUGUUUCUGUCAGUUAUAUUUGUUAAAAUCCUGUCCAAAAACAUCCUCGUGCAAACAGGGACAGUGCAAUGAAUAGUGUUUAAAUAGCUUUAAUAAAUUACGUAAAGAUAUCCAAUCUUUAUGAUUAUCGUAAAAUAUGAGAAACAGUAAAA
This is a messenger RNA of Dendronephthya gigantea, 7757 nucleotides long. RefSeq lists its product as uncharacterized. Gene Ontology annotation, molecular function: ATP hydrolysis activity; ATP-dependent protein folding chaperone; ATP binding. The transcript has 12 exons. Gene Ontology annotation, cellular component: cytoplasm. NCBI's taxonomy places the organism in Eukaryota, Metazoa, Cnidaria, Anthozoa, Malacalcyonacea, Nephtheidae. Bases 2182 to 7515 code for a protein of 1777 amino acids. The record is from RefSeq and is a predicted model, not a curated record. Gene Ontology annotation, biological process: cellular response to unfolded protein; protein refolding.